Messenger RNA from Indicator indicator, 1130 nucleotides. It is a transcript of the gene TMEM144, whose product is annotated as transmembrane protein 144. The record is from RefSeq and is a predicted model, not a curated record. The transcript is spliced from 11 exons. Bases 49 to 1122 code for a protein of 357 amino acids. Gene Ontology annotation, biological process: carbohydrate transmembrane transport. Gene Ontology annotation, molecular function: carbohydrate transmembrane transporter activity. NCBI's taxonomy places the organism in Eukaryota, Metazoa, Chordata, Aves, Piciformes, Indicatoridae. Gene Ontology annotation, cellular component: membrane.
GACCUGCAACAAAACAACUCCAUAGAAAGAGGCAUCUUCAGAACAAAGAUGAACAUCGGGAAAGCUUACAGUGCCUUUAACAUCAGCAAUGGAACAGAUUUAGCUAUUGGCUUUGCCUCUUCCACAGUAGCUGUCCUUCUGUUUGGUACAAAUUUUGUGCCUGUUAAGAAAUUUGAUACUGGUGAUGGAAUGUUCUUCCAGUGGAUUCUCUGUGCCUCCAUAUGGCUAGUGUCUUUGGUGGUCAAUUUAAUCCAGAAUUGCCCCCGAUUUUGGCCUCUUGCUAUGGUUGGGGGUUUUGUGUGGGCAACAGGCAAUGUUACAGUUGUCCCUAUUGUUAAAACUAUUGGCUUAGCUCUUGGUCUUUUGAUAUGGGCUUCUUUUAAUUUGCUGACAGGUUGGGCAAGUUCAAGGUUUGGUUGGUUUGGAAUUGACCCAGAAGAGGUAUCAAGACCAGUCUUAAAUUAUAUUGGAGCUGGACUUUCACUAUUAAGUGCUGUCGUAUUUCUUUUUAUAAAAACUGAAGUCCAGAGUUCUUCAGCUUUAUUAGAAAGCACACCUUUGCUGAGAGAAAGUUCUAUUAAUGCUUCUGAAGAUACCUCUGAUGACUCAUGGGUGGACAGCCUUUCUCCAGCAAAAAAGAGAGUCAUAGGAUGUAGCCUGGCUGUAGUAGCUGGAAUACUCUAUGGUUCCAGUUUUGUACCAGUACUUUACAUCAAGGACCAUGGAAGAAGAAAUGAAACUAUAUACACUGGAGCAAGUCAAUUUGAUUUAGAUUAUGUUUUUGCACACUUCAGUGGAAUCUUUCUUACAAGUACCAUCUACUUUUUGAUCUACUGUGCAGUCAAGAAAAAUAAGCCUAAUGUUUAUCCUCAAGCUAUAUUGCCAGGGUUUGUUUCUGGUGUGCUUUGGGCAAUAGCCAGUUGCUGCUGGUUCAUAGCCAAUCACUAUCUCAGUGCUGUGGUCAGCUUUCCAAUAAUUACUGCAGGUCCUGGCCUUGUUGCUGCAAUGUGGGGAGUCCUUGUAUUUAAAGAAGUCACGGGACUGAAAAACUACAUGUUACUCUCAGUAGCAUUUUGCAUCGUUUUGGCUGGAUCACUCUCCACAGCUUUUUCUAAAGUUUGAGAGGAUUU